AUGGGACACGGAGGGUGCUCGAUCCCGUACCCUCUGGGCAACGCCCUAGACCUCGUACCCUCUGGCCGCGACCACCCUGCCUUUGUCUGUGACCUACGGGGCCAAAGACCUUGUCUGAUCCACCCCCGCCGUGCUCAGCAGAAAAGGAAUACAGGACGGAACGACGGCGAGCAGAGCGGCCCGUAUCCGCCCCACUUAAAGAUGGCGCCGAAGAAGUCCGAAGCCCCAACCCCACCGUGGAGCGACGCGGUUUUGCGGCGGCCGCGCAGGCGUAGAACGCAAGCGGGGGGCCGAGCUGAAGCGGGCAAGUGGCGGAAAUAUCCGAAGCCGAAGGAGGAGGAGUCGGCGGGCGGCACCAAGGGCAGCAGCAAGAAGGCGUCGGCGGCGCAGCUGCGGAUCCAGAAGGACAUAAACGAGCUGAAUCUGCCCAAGACGUGUGAUAUCAGCUUCUCAGACCCAGACGACCUCCUCAACUUCAAGCUGGUCAUUUGUCCUGAUGAGGGCUUCUACAAGAGUGGGAAGUUUGUAUUCAGUUUUAAGGUGGGCCAGGGUUACCCACAUGACCCCCCCAAGGUGAAGUGUGAGACGAUGGUCUAUCACCCCAACAUUGACCUCGAGGGCAACGUCUGCCUCAACAUCCUCAGAGAGGACUGGAAGCCAGUCCUUACGAUAAACUCCAUAAUUUAUGGCCUGCAGUAUCUCUUCUUGGAGCCCAACCCCGAGGACCCACUGAACAAGGAGGCCGCCGAGGUCCUGCAGAACAACCGGCGGCUGUUUGAGCAGAAUGUGCAGCGCUCCAUGCGGGGUGGCUACAUCGGCUCCACCUACUUCGAGCGCUGCCUGAAAUAGGGUUGGCGCCUACCCGCCCCUGCCAGGGCCACCAGCCCCGGCAUCCCCUGCAAAUAUUUAUUGGGGGCCACUGGCGGGGGUGUGGGGCAGCCGGUGGGAUAUCCCCUGCCUUGGCCUUGCCUCUCCUCCCUGCCAUCUGCCCCUAGUUAUUUUUUUUUUUUUUUUACCACCAUGUGAUUAAGGUCGGCGCUGCCUCCCCCGACCCACUCAGCAGUGGGAAAUGAAUUGGCUUGUCUAGCCCCCCUGCUGGGUGCUGUCCAGCUCCUUAGGCUGUGGGGGGGGGG
Molecule: messenger RNA, 1133 nt
Organism: Carlito syrichta (Philippine tarsier)
Lineage: Eukaryota; Metazoa; Chordata; Mammalia; Primates; Tarsiidae
Gene: UBE2M
Product: ubiquitin conjugating enzyme E2 M
Exons: 8
Coding region: 1-849 (282 amino acids)
Source: RefSeq, a predicted model, not a curated record